AUGGUGAACAAGAUCCAAGAAAACCUGCAAUUGAGAUUCCCAAUGAAAGCGCUCCUAUUGAAGAAUAAGACGUCGCAAUUAGAUAAAUAUGAUACUUUGUUCAAGUCAAACGGGUUCGAUCCCGAAUUUAUGCCUUUGCUAACUCAUACUAAUGUAACAGAAGAAUUUUUGCAACUAAUUGAGAGCCCUGGGUACCUUGAUAACCUAAGAUAUAUUAUAAUAACCUCUCAAAGAACUGUUGAAUGCUUGAGUGAAUCUGUUUUGCCACUUUUAAGCCAGGAAGCGAGGUCUAAACUUUUGGGUAAGACUAUUUAUACGGUGGGUCCAGUAACGAAGGACUUUUUGAAGCGAGUUGGGUUUCAACACCUUAGAGGAGGCGAAGACGCCGGCAAUGGAAAUGUGCUUGCUGAUAUUAUCAUUUCUGAUCUGUUAGGAGUCGAAGACAAGGAAGAGGUCAAUGAACACUCUAUCCAUGAACUUUUGUUUUUGGUUGGUGAGGUGAGAAGAGACAUUAUUCCCAAGAAACUCUCACAAAGAGGUAUAAACGUCAGAGAAGUCGUGAUGUACAAGACCCAGAAUAUUCAAGAUAACGCUUCUCGAUUUCAAAACGCCAUAAACAACAAAUGUUGGGUAGUAUUCUUCAGCCCACAAGGAACGGAAGGGAUACUGAAAUGCUUGAAUGAGGAAGUUUGUAGAAAAAUAAAAAUUGCUAGUAUUGGCCCAACCACCGAAGAAUAUUUAAAAAGUCAUGGCAUUACUCCCGAUAUCGUAAGUCCUAAACCCGAUGCUGAAAAUUUGUUGAAUGCUAUCCGAUCGUAUGUAUAA
Zygotorulaspora mrakii is the source of this 825-nucleotide messenger RNA. RefSeq names its product uroporphyrinogen-III synthase HEM4 (gene HEM4). Gene Ontology annotation, biological process: uroporphyrinogen III biosynthetic process. The coding region runs from base 1 to 825 and encodes 274 amino acids. The transcript has a single exon. The record is from RefSeq and is a predicted model, not a curated record. Gene Ontology annotation, molecular function: uroporphyrinogen-III synthase activity. Lineage: Eukaryota; Fungi; Ascomycota; Saccharomycetes; Saccharomycetales; Saccharomycetaceae.